AUGCGUCUGUUGAACAUCUUCGCUAUGACAGCGCCCCUUCUGGGUGCCGAUGUCCAUGCUGAAAUCGCAAAGCUCCCGCUCCCCAAGAGCUGCAGCGGCGUCCCCAAAAUGCGCUACCAAUACACCGUCAACGCCGCCUGGACUGUCAUGAAGAUCGCCGGCAGCUUGAAGCAAGUACGAACCAUCAUCUGGGACACCGAAGGCAACAUGCUCGUCCAGCAAAACACCAGGGGCAUUUCUGUGCACACCUUUGGCGCCGAUGGUUGCAUCAACAGCACCAACAUGCUCAUCUCCGGCGGCGGUCUCAACCACGGCUUGGACUUGACCCCCGAUGGCAAGACUCUCUACGCUUCCUCGGAGACGACGCUCUACAGCUGGGCGUACGAUCCUCUCACUCGCAAGGUCAGCAACCAGAAGACGAUUGUCAAGGGCAUGUCGACGGGUGUACACUCGUCUCGUGCCGUCAAGGUUGUACCAGGUCAGCCGAACCUGGUCCUACUGCAAGUGGGCAGCAACUCCAACUUCGACAUGGCUGCACAAGAGCCGUCAACUGGUCGUGCUUGCAUCAAGGUCUUUGAUACGAACAAUGUUCCCUCGGGUGGCUACAACUAUAACACGCAGGGAGAGAUGUUUGGGUACGGCUUGAGGAACGAGAUCGGCUUUGUCCCUGAUCCCAACGGUGUCUUUUGGGGCGUUGAGAACAGCGGUGAUGACUUCAUCCGCACCGAAAACGGCCAACGCAAAGACAUUCACACCAACAACCCAGCCGAGAAGCUCAACAACCUCGGCGACCCCCGCACCGUCCGCAGCGCCUGGUACGGAUACCCAACCUGCUUCUCAGUCUGGGACCCCUCCCCCUUCACCAACGGUCUCAAAACCGGCCAACACUUCGUCACAGCUCCCAACUCCUCCUACAACGACGCCACCUGCAACGGCAAAGCCAUUGCCCCCCGGCUCACCUUCCAAGCCCACUCCGCUCCCAUCUGGAACACCUUCGACGACGAGGCCAAGAACAUGUACAUCACCUUCCACGGGUCGUGGAACCGGCAGCCGUCUACGGGAUUUAAAGUCGUGCAGGUGCCCUUCACGAGGUUGGCGGAUGGGAGUUAUGAUCCUGUUGCUCCCGCAGAUAGUAGGACGGGGUAUACGGAUAUCUUUUCAGCGCCAAAUCCGGGGAGUUGCACGGCGAAUGGAUUGACGCAGAGUAACUGCUUUAGGUUGACGGCUGCUAGUUGGGAUCCAGCGGGACGGGGACUGUUUGUGGGGAGCGAUAAUAGUGCUGAGGGGGAGAUUUAUAUCUUGAGUCCGAAGUCGUGA
Messenger RNA from Neurospora tetraspora, 1317 nucleotides. RefSeq lists its product as uncharacterized. The transcript is spliced from 4 exons. Lineage: Eukaryota; Fungi; Ascomycota; Sordariomycetes; Sordariales; Sordariaceae. The coding region runs from base 1 to 1317 and encodes 438 amino acids. The record is from RefSeq and is a predicted model, not a curated record.